Caenorhabditis elegans is the source of this 2635-nucleotide messenger RNA. RefSeq names its product Interleukin cytokine receptor-related protein 2 (gene ilcr-2). Lineage: Eukaryota; Metazoa; Nematoda; Chromadorea; Rhabditida; Rhabditidae. The record is from RefSeq and is marked reviewed. Gene Ontology annotation, molecular function: interleukin-17 receptor activity. Gene Ontology annotation, cellular component: plasma membrane. The transcript is spliced from 9 exons. The coding region runs from base 164 to 2320 and encodes 718 amino acids.
UUUCAGGCGUCAACUGGUGCCGCUGCGACAUCUCACCCACAGUAAUCUCACUUUUCUCUUUCUAGAAUCUCUUAGAAUUUAUAUUUUCUUCUAUCUUUUUUGUUGUUAAGUUGCUUGUUUUCAUUUUCUUUCUUCAAAACCGCACUUUAAUUAAUGACAUAAAAUGGUCCGCCUUUGCACUACCAAUUUUCUUGCUUAUCGCGCAACGGGCAGUCCCUUAUUACUCCUAUACUUCUAUCUCUGUUCACUAUCUUCUGUCAAAUCGUCCGCAGCAGCAUCAUACACCAAUGCUUCUGAUUACGUCCUUCGGAAUGUUUUUGAGCAUUCCGAUCAAUGCUACAAAGAUUCAUUCGUCUAUGUGAGAGCUGAUGAUAAGAAAUCCGAUCCUUUUAUCACGUACUCCACGACUAAGGAAUGCUCAGAACGGCUCAAGAAAAAUGAUCUUCCUGAAAAGCUGCCAACAUGUCCUCCUGGUCUUAUUGAUCUGGAACUCAAACCAGUCUACGUACCAAAGUCCCAGAUAAGUUAUCCAUAUGCCAACCUGAAUAUUUCCGUCACUGCUCAUUCUUCCGUCGAUACCAUUGCAUUCCGUCUUGAAUGCUUGUCAGCUUCAGAUGGUUCAGAUGUAUAUUGUUCCAAUUCGAAAGCCAUGUACAUCAACGGAGUCAAAGAAUGGCCGUGUCGCGGAAUUCAUCUUUCGUCGAGAGUUCAAUAUCCCACCAGAUUCUCGUAUUCCUGUUUCCGACUCACUUCAUUUUCUGUCUACGCAAUCAAUGCAACUAUUCUACCGCAAAAAUGUAGAGUCUCAACGAUUAUGACUGCUCCAUACUUCGAUGACAUGUUCCCAGAGAUUCUUGUGGAUCCAACUACCAAUCAGUCAAUUAUAACGAAAACGGAUCCGUUCUGGGCACCGAUGCUGUCUGCUGAUUUCAGUGAUAAGAAUGCGAUUUGGGUUAGAUUGGGAAAAGCGGAGAGGGCAGAAUGCGAAACUAUGGUUGUUAAUGUCUACAAGGAACACGAUGAUGAUUCUCAAAAAGUGACAUUUCUGGAAAUUUUGACUGUGAAGUGCCCAGAAACCGCCGUUAAAUGGGAAAAUCAGAAAGCAGGGAGAUACCUUCUGACGGCAUACGUUCCUAUUCGUGGAUGCAAAUUUUAUUGCGAGAAGAAAGAACGAGGAUGUCGGCAAUGUCUUCGUACUCAUCUGAACCUGGUUAUCUACAAAAAUAGAGCUUCACUGUCUUGGCUCGCAUUGCAAAAGUUCAAAGAUUAUGGUUUCGAGAUUUUCAUCGCUGUCGUUGUACUUUUGAUACUGAUCAUCGUUCUGGCUGUAACUGGAUUUGGUUAUGUACUAUGGAGAGACAAAGUUCGAUCUCGAGAAGUUCGAAAUAUAGCAUUGACUGAAUUUGUGAAGGUUAUGAUAGUUUAUGCGGAUGACAAUGAUUUGCAUACCGACUGUGUGAAGAAACUUGUCGAAAAUCUCAGAAACUGUGCAUCCUGUGAUCCAGUUUUUGAUUUGGAGAAGCUUAUAACCGCAGAACAAAUCGUUCCAUCCCGCUGGCUAGUGGAUCAAAUCAGCUCUCUAAAGAAAUUUAUAAUUGUGGUUUCUGAUUGCGCUGAAAAGAUUCUCGACACGGAAGCUUCUGAGACUCAUCAGCUUGUUCAAGCUCGACCAUUUGCUGAUUUGUUCGGGCCAGCUAUGGAAAUGAUCAUUCGUGACGCAACACACAAUUUUCCGGAAGCUCGUAAGAAAUACGCCGUUGUCAGAUUCAACUAUUCUCCACAUGUUCCACCAAACUUAGCGAUUCUUAACCUUCCCACCUUCAUUUUACCUGAACAAUUCGCGCAACUCACUGCAUUCCUGCACAAUGUAGAGCACACAGAAAGAGCCAACGUCACUCAAAACAUAUCAGAAGCUCAGAUUCAUGAGUGGAACCUUUGUGCUAGUCGUAUGAUGUCAUUCUUCGUUCGAAAUCCGAAUUGGCUCGAAACGAGAUGGAAACCGAAAGACGAGCUCGCAGCGCUUCACCUCAAACGUCAGUCUCCCGUCAUUGUUCCAAUCCAAACUGAAGAGGAUCGCAUUGCUGCUUCUAUAAAGUAUAACCUGGUGCCCCCGCAAGCACUCGUGGACAGUGAUGACGAAGAUGAUGUUGAUCUCCAGCCACACGCUUCUCAUCAGAACCAGCCACUCAUUCUCCUACCACCUGAACAGUGCGGCCCUGACUCUGAUUCUGACUCGGAAUCUGACUCCAGUUCGGAAUCCGAAUCUGAAUCCGACAAUGAGGGUGAAGAUCCGAAGACGAUUGUUGUGAAGAAGUCAUGAAGAGACUUGUUAUUUUUAUUUGCUUAUUGCUUGUUACGGUGUGAUACGUGGUUAAUUAUGGUAUAUUAUUUCGAUUUUUCUGUGCGAUGCUUUUUCAUGUUUAUUUAGUCAGCGUGUCCCUCAAUGAGAUGUCUUAUUGUUCUGAAGCUACGUUUUCCAGAACUCCAACAUAGCGGAGGCACGCUGGCUUCUCAUAGUUCAGAAUUUAUAAUUUCCAUGUCAUUUUUCACUCAUUAUUUGAUUUUUAUAUAUUUGAUAAUUUGUUCUAGGAUUUAAAAAUUACGCUAUCUAUAAAUGUUUAACAUUUCCUUAAUU